AUGAGGAUCCAGUUUGGAGUUUUGUUUUUUUUUACCCUGUGGGUGGUCUACUGUGAUGCUUGGUUCUGGACCAGGACUGAUACCACUACUUUGGCUCCAUCAGUGGAACAUGAGGGGUCUGGUAGUUCAGCAGGUAGUGGAGAACUGCCAUCAGACAAUAUUGGAGCAGAGAUCAUUGAUGAAGGACAUGGGCCCCAUAAGGCCUCACAGACUUGGGGUGGGCCUACUGACGCUCCUCGACUGACCGCUCCAGUACCUACAAGGCAACUAGAGAAUCAACGUACAUCAGAAAGGGGCAGAGCAGAGAUUCGGUCUCACACACGUAAACCUGGUAAUGGCACAUCUUCAUUAGAGGAAGAAAGUGGAGUCUCCCUGCUGCAGCUCAUUGGGGAACCCCCUCCCAAUGAGAUCACCCAAAUCGACGGGCCAGACAACAGCCCUGCCUACGUCUUCGGCCCCGACGCCAACACGGGCCAGCUGGCUCGCGCCCACCUGCCGAGCCCAUUCUACCGAGACUUUGCCCUCAUCUUCAACCUGAAACCCACCUCAAACAAGGGAGGUGUCAUCUUCUCUGUCACAGAUGCGGCACAGCAGAUCAUGUAUGUGGGUGUUAAACUGUCAGCCGUGGUGGGCGGCAACCAGAAUGUCAUCUUGUACUACACAGAGCCUGACUCGCAGCAGUCGUACGAGGGGGCCAGGUUCCUCGUGCCCUCGUUGAAGGAUACCUGGACCCGUUUUGCCAUCGCUGUGAGGGAUGACAAGGUGAUGUUCUACCUCAACUGCGACACAGACCCUCAGGUGGUGCGUAUAGAGAGAUCGCCGGACGAGAUGGAGCUGGAGGCCGGCGCUGGGGUCUUUGUCGGGCAAGCUGGAGGGGCCGAUCCUGAGAAGUUCCUGGGUGUGAUCGGUGAGCUGAGGGUGGUGGGAGACCCUCGUGCUGCUGAGAGGCAUUGCGAAGAAGAUGAAGAUGACUCCGAUAUGGCUUCAGGGGACGGAAGUGGCUACGCAGAAACCAGACCAGACGCGAAGAGACCUACGUGGACGACUACUCCUGCAUCUUCCCGGCCCAUUCAGCAGCCACCGUUGUCCAAGAAAGAGGAAGUGUCAGUUACAAGAGAGACAGCAAGUGACUCUGAGCAGGUUUAUAUGGAGUCCAAGCCCCGACUUUCUGGGUCAGCAGGGCAAAUUGGGGCUAGAGGAGAAAAAGGUGACCAAGGGGAUAGAGGAGAGAAAGGAGAUAGAGGUCCAAUUGGGGCGAAGGGAGAUGCAGGUUCAGGCUCUGGCUCCAGUUCACGGGGUGGAGCCCGUGGAGAGAAGGGAGAACCAGGGGAAGUGGGAACAAAGGGCAAUGCAGGCUUUGGCUACCAAGGAAAGAAAGGAGAGCCCGGCAUUCCUGGGCCAGCUGGUCCCCCUGGGCCCCCUGGUCCUACGUCCGAUAUUUCAACUGGCAGUGACGGCUCAGUUGUUUCGAGGGUCCCUGGACCCCGAGGACCACCUGGACCACCAGGUGUCUCAGGCCCAGCGGGUUCACCAGGAACUGAUGGAGAGCCAGGUGAUCCUGGUGAGGAUGGAAAAACUGGUACUCAAGGACCUCCAGGCUUCCCAGGAACUCCAGGUGAUCCUGGACUCAAAGGAGAUAAGGGAGACCGUGGAGAGGGACAACCUGGUCCCAGGGGGCUCCCAGGUCUUCCCGGACCCCCAGGACCUGGAGUUAGAUCUACUUUUGUGGACAUGGAAGGCUCAGGGUUCCCAACUUCGGAUUCUAGUCGGGGACUGCCAGGUCCCCCAGGUCCCCCUGGUCCUGCCGGUCCUCCUGGUCCCUCUACAACAGGUACAGCAUCGAGUUCUGGGGCAUUUGGACCACCAGGAAAGGACGGGGCACCAGGUCAACCGGGUUUGCCUGGUAUGCCAGGUACCGAUGGCAGCCCAGGAUCUUCUGGUACCAAGGGAGAAAAGGGUGAUUCAGGCGAGCUGGGUCUUCCAGGAACAAUUGGAGAAAAGGGGGCUAGAGGAGACUCUGGUUUACCGGGAUCAACAGGAGAGCCUGGACUGGCUGGUCUGCCUGGACCACUGGGACCAGUUGGGCCACCUGGGCCUCCUGGACCUCCUGGACCAAGCUAUCGUGUUGGAUUUGAUGACAUGGAGGGCUCUGGAGGAUUUUUGUCUAAUGGACUUCCUGGUGUCAGAGGACCAGAAGGAAGUCAGGGUCCUCCUGGCGUGCCUGGACUUCCAGGUAAACCUGGCUUGCAUGGUAUGCCAGGCCAAAAGGGCAUGGAUGGUACUGUGGGAAGAGAUGGGCAACCAGGAUUGGAUGGCUUCCCCGGACCUCAGGGGCCAAAGGGUGACAUAGGCGACAAAGGAGAGACGGGUGAACCAGGCCGUGAUGGAGUCGGCCUCCAAGGUCCGCCAGGCCCACCUGGACCGCCAGGAAAAGUCAUCUACCAACCUGACAACGGAGGACCUGGUUUACCUGGUCAAGCUGGAUUCCCUGGUCCGAUUGGACCAAAGGGUGACAGAGGAGACGCAGGCCCGGCAGGUUAUGGACUGAAGGGUGAGAAGGGUGAGCCAGGCUUAAUAAUUGGUCCUGAUGGAAAUCCUCUGUAUUUGGACGGGGCAACGGGUUUGAAGGGAGAUAGAGGACCUUCUGGACCAGCUGGACCUCCUGGCCCGUAUGGACCUACUGGAUUAAAGGGUGAAAUUGGAAUGCCUGGAAGACCUGGUCGCCCCGGAGUAAAUGGAUACAAGGGUGAAAAAGGAGACCCAGCAGGAGGCGCUGGCUUUGGCUUCCCAGGAGUCCCCGGCCCUCCCGGACCACCUGGACCUCCUGGACCAGCCUUUCCUAUAAAUCGCUUCAAUGGCUAUGAUGAUACUUCGAGGAAUUAUCCAGGAAAUAAAGGGGAGAAAGGAGAUAUUGGACCUCCAGGGAUCCCAGGAUUGACCCCUUUUACUGAUAUUUACACAUUGAAGAAUGAAUUGAAAGGAGAGCAAGGAGGCCCAGGAGUGAAGGGAGACAAGGGAGAGCCUGGUGGUGGAUAUUAUGACCCGCGAUAUGGCCCAUCAGGGGCUCCUGGCAAACCAGGCCUACCGCAAUUAUACCUUCUACCAGGACCUCCCGGUCCUCCUGGACCCCCUGGAAAUUCAGGUCAAUCAUCUGGGGUUACAGUUUUGAGGACAUAUGACACCAUGAUUGCUACUGCCAGACGCCAAGAGGAGGGCAGUCUCAUCUACAUCAUAGACAGGGCAGACCUCUAUUUAAGAGUCCGCGAUGGACUGCGACAAGUCAUGCUUGGAGAGUACAGUCCCUUCUUCAGAGAUCUGGAGAAUGAGGUGGCAGAGGUCCAGCCUCCACCUGUCAUCGUUGCCCAUAACGGAGCUGGCCAUUAUUCCAAGGAAGUUUCUGCGGCACGACCCAUCCAGCCUCCACCACAACCACCUGUAGAACCCAGAUACCCCCCACAGUAUGAUCCCAGAUUCCCAGAUCCCAGACACACGGGUCACACAGAUGGAAGAAUAGCCACCCACAAUGAUAACAGACAUGCUGUCACUCCCCAGCGACGCCCCAGCCUCCCUGUGGUGCAGCCUGUGGUGCAUGUGGACUCAUCAGCAUCAGGACUACAUCUCAUCGCCCUUAACGCCCCUCAAACUGGUAACAUGCGAGGAAUUCGCGGGGCAGAUUUCCUGUGCUUCCAGCAGGCCCGUGCCAUUGGUCUGAAAGGCACCUUCAGAGCUUACCUGUCCUCCAAGCUUCAAGACCUCUACACGGUCGUCCGCAGGUCGGACAGGGACAGCAUCCCCAUUGUGAAUCUCAAGGAUCAAGUAUUGUUUAGCAGUUGGGAGUCCAUCUUCAGUGACGACGCAAGCAGAAUGAGGGAGAAUGUACCACUUUACUCCUUUGAUGGCAGAGAUAUCCUCAGGGACAGUGCAUGGCCAGAGAAAAUGAUCUGGCAUGGAUCAAGCAAGAAAGGCCACCGGCAAACAGACCACUACUGCGAAACAUGGCGGGCAGGCGACCGCGCUGUGACUGGUCUGGCAUCAUCACUACAGAGCGGCCACCUCCUGCAGCAAAGCUCCACUAGCUGCUCCAGCUCCUACAUCGUCCUCUGCAUCGAGAACGCCUUAACAACACCCUACAAAAAAUAAAUGCCGUCCAUCCUCCUUUUUUAUUUUUUUAUUUUUGUGUUUUGGGCCCCAGUUAAACACAGUUUUUUUAUGUCCAAGCAGACAUGUUUUUCUAAUUCCUUGAUAACAUGCCUUGUGAACAUGUGGCGUCCAAUGAACUGGCCCUGAGGCUCUUUGCCUGGCAGAGACGCUUUGCCUCGUCUGCUCCUCCCCUCCCCAAACGCCAAAGAGAUGGGUCGGACAGAGGGGUCCUUUUUCUCUGGAGCAUUGGCACAUAUUUUCUUCAAGGGGUGGAACAA
Messenger RNA from Scomber scombrus (Atlantic mackerel), 4418 nucleotides. RefSeq names its product collagen type XVIII alpha 1 chain a (gene col18a1a). The record is from RefSeq and is a predicted model, not a curated record. The transcript is spliced from 41 exons. Bases 1 to 4140 code for a protein of 1379 amino acids. NCBI's taxonomy places the organism in Eukaryota, Metazoa, Chordata, Actinopteri, Scombriformes, Scombridae.